Molecule: messenger RNA, 1596 nt
Organism: Populus nigra (black poplar)
Lineage: Eukaryota; Viridiplantae; Streptophyta; Magnoliopsida; Malpighiales; Salicaceae
Product: protein LIGHT-DEPENDENT SHORT HYPOCOTYLS 4-like
Exons: 1
Coding region: 593-1192 (199 amino acids)
Biological process (GO): response to light stimulus; mRNA transcription
Cellular component (GO): nucleus
Source: RefSeq, a predicted model, not a curated record
CACUAAGCAUUUUCCAGAACCCCCCCCCCCAAAAAAAAAAAACCUUAAUUCAAGCUUUUCUUGGAUUGCUCUAACAUUAGCAAAGAGGAAGAGUCCACUCAUCCUCUCUCCCAUCAUCUGUCUCGUCAUCCCCUUCUUUAUUUUUCCACAUAAAAAAUUAUUCCUUUGUUACACUAUUUCCAGCUCCACUCCUCACUUUCUCUCCCUUCAAAAUGGAAAUCUUGUAAUAUCAACUAAUGAUCAUAACGUUUUUUGUUUCAUUUACUUCUUUCUUCUUGGCUCUUGCUGGUUUUUUCCCAUCAACAGAAGAAAAAAAAACAUAGAACCAUCCAAUCUUUGGUAGGACUAUAAGAAACCAAGGGAUUCAGUACAGCCCUUUAAUUUCUUUAUCUCCGUCCCCCUCUUGAAUUAAGGUUUUUGUGUUUAGGAGAGAAGCAAACCCUAGAAAAAAACAAGAAGAAGAAGAAGAAGAAGAAAGGGGUGGAGUGACUAUAAAGACAAAAAAUAGGAAGAGGAAAGGCCACCGCCACUGCCAGCAGCAGCAACAUAACCUAAACCACCUGAAAGAUCGAAAUAACUAAAACAAAACUCUAUGAAUUCAAUCCAAGAAAUGGAGAGCUCCAACUCUGAAAACACAAGUUUCAACAGCAUAGGCAACAUCAACACCACCAACACAGCCAUGUCAGUCUCAAACUUGCCACCACCAUCCUCCACCACUCCGAGUCGCUAUGAGAAUCAAAAGCGCCGAGACUGGAACACCUUUGGCCAGUACCUCAAGAACCACAGGCCUCCUCUUUCUCUGUCCAGGUGCAGUGGUGCUCAUGUCCUUGAAUUCCUUCGCUACCUUGACCAAUUUGGCAAGACCAAAGUGCACACUCCAAUCUGCCCCUUUUAUGGCCACCCAAACCCACCCGCCCCCUGCCCAUGCCCUCUCCGCCAGGCCUGGGGUAGCCUUGACGCGCUCAUUGGACGCCUCCGAGCAGCCUUUGAGGAAAAUGGAGGGAAACCUGAAGCAAACCCUUUUGGAGCUCGUGCUGUUAGGCUGUAUCUUCGUGAGGUUCGUGAUUUGCAGUCUAAAGCAAGAGGGAUUAGCUAUGAGAAAAAGAAGCGUAAGCGUCCACCACAGCAACAAAUCCAAGCCCUGCCACUGCCACUUCCACUGCCAAUGCCACCACCACCAGGUGCAACUUAACAAAAACAAACAAAGAGUACCCUUUAUCAAGCAGUUUACAAUACUACUGCUCUUGAUAGUUCUUAAUUAUUUCCCUAUCCGUAUUAUUGGUUAUUUUGUUUUACUAGUAUGUAUGAGUUAUAAGGCAUUUUAGUAUUUAGGGUUAGUCUUUUUCUCCUCCUUUUGGGGUAUUUCUAUGUUUUCUUUGAUAUGUGGAAACAAUGGGUAGCUAGAUCUGCGGAUACCAUGAAUCUGCUUUUGAUGCAAACAGUGGUAGUAAUAUUACUAGUAAUGGGACUAGCGGUAGUGGUAAUAGAAAAGUGAUUGUACUUGCAGUUAUGGUCUGUGUUGGGACUGAGAGCAUCUAUAAUUGCUCUUACAUUUGUGUAAUAUUCAUGUAUGCCAAGCCAUCGAUUUGCAGAUCA